UUGGGCAUUAAACAAGCACAAGACAAAAUAAGGAAAGAAUUAUUUUGCCACCCCGGCCUCCCACAGGAGCCGGGGAGCUUGGCCCAAUCUUCGGCCGCUCAAACUGGGGCUUCGGCCACGGUUUCUGCGGUCUCUGACUGGACGUGUCCGGUGUGUGGACGUGUGUUCACCACCAAAACGGGGUUAGGGGUCCACAAGCGUAGGGCCCACCCCGAAGUAGCAAAUGCGGAGGCCGCUCCGAACAUGGUGAAGCGCAGGUGGCGCGAUGAGGAGCUGGCAUUGAUGGCGCGUACAGAGGCGCGAUUACUGGAAGAGACCGGUCGCUGUACGAACGCAGACCUGCUCCAAAGCCUGUCGGGGUUCGAGCGGACCCUAGAGGCUAUCAAAGGAAAAAGGCGCUGUGGGGAAUAUAAACGCCUGGUACAAGAGUGCCGGGCAAAAGUCAAGGACGAUUCCCCACCCACGAGCAGCCAAGCGCCUGAGAGCAGGGGUUCGACACGGCCGGAAUCCGAAAGUGUCGCGCUUUCUGUCCAGCCUCUGCCAGCUGAAGACGCACCGCCUGUCGCUGAUGACCCAUCACCGCACUACUGUAGUGUCCCAGAUAACUCGUGUGCAGACCAAAUUGUCGCGGAUCUUCUUGAGAGGGCCGCGAUGAGGAGGUCGCGACACGGCCUGGGUUCCCGUAGUGCGAGGCGACUCCGCAUCUCGAACGUGACUCGGGCCGACACCGCACUGGCCGGUCUGUCGAGCCGCAAGAGGAGGAGAAUAGAGUACGCCAGGGUACAGGAACUCAUUCGAACGUGUCCCAGUCGAGCAGCAGCCGAGGUGAUCGACGGCGUGCACAGGAGCGUUCGGCAUUCUCUCGAAGACUUGGAAGCCUAUUGGCGACCAAUCCUAGAGAGGGUGUCGGAUGCCUCAGGGCCUACACCGUCUGCGCUGAACGCCUUAAGGCGGGAGGAGCAGUAUGGAGGCGCACGCGAUUACUCCCGGCUGUGGGUGCCUUUCACGACCGACGAAGUGAAGGCGUCCAAGUUCGACUGGCAAACGGCACCUGGUCCGGACGGUAUCCGCCCGGAUGAGUGGCGCCUAGUUCCUGCGGCCCGAAAAGCGGAAAUAUUCAACUCUUGGUUGACCACUGGCGUAAUACCAGAGCCCCUGCGGCAAUGCCGGACGAUCUUCGUGCCGAAGACGGACGUUCCUGCUGGGCCGGGCGACUAUCGACCGAUUUCUAUCGCGUCGAUACCGCUUAGGCACAUGCACUCGGUCCUGGCGCGGAGACUUCUGGAUUGCUGCUCCCCCCGAUGCACGACAGCGUGGAUUCGUCUGCGCCGACGGCACGUUGGAGAAUUCCGCCGUGCUGGACGCGGUGCUAGGGGAUAG
Parnassius apollo (apollo) is the source of this 1380-nucleotide messenger RNA. The record is from the annotation of a GenBank genome assembly. Lineage: Eukaryota; Metazoa; Arthropoda; Insecta; Lepidoptera; Papilionidae.